AUGGAAUUGUGGUUUUACUUAUCGAGGAGAGACGUGCGGUUUCUUUUCACCGAUUAUCCUGGAAUUAAAGGCGCUAAAGUCCAUGCUGGAUUCCUAAACACUUCUAAAAACAUUACGAAUUUGGUGAAAGAAAUUGUCCCAAAAACUCCCGGGUAUAAAGUGGUUUUGACUGGUCACAGUCUUGAUGGAACGGUGGCUGGUUUUCAGUCAUUGGAACUUGUCAGUAUUCCUGGGCUUUCUCGCGACAACCUAUUCGUUUACGCUUAUGGUCAAUUGCGUAUAGAACGAUAUUGCUCCUCAUUAACCGCCGAGAGCGGUUGGAUAUGUUCAUCAUUCACCAGAGUAUUGGGUUCAACCGAUUCAUUAAGAAAGGAGAUGGAUACAAAGAAGUAUUGUUAUGAGCAAAAUCAAAAUCGAUACCAGUUGCCAAUGGGAUCAUACA
Molecule: messenger RNA, 442 nt
Organism: Ambispora gerdemannii
Lineage: Eukaryota; Fungi; Glomeromycota; Glomeromycetes; Archaeosporales; Ambisporaceae
Source: the annotation of a GenBank genome assembly